Messenger RNA from Physcomitrium patens, 2884 nucleotides. RefSeq lists its product as uncharacterized. Gene Ontology annotation, biological process: regulation of DNA-templated transcription. Gene Ontology annotation, molecular function: protein dimerization activity; DNA-binding transcription factor activity. The record is from RefSeq and is a predicted model, not a curated record. Lineage: Eukaryota; Viridiplantae; Streptophyta; Bryopsida; Funariales; Funariaceae.
AGACGUCCGGGCUACCUGAUUGUUCACAAACAAGCUCUUCACGGCCCUAUCGCCGCUUCAUAACCUUCAAUCAGGCUCCCUGUAGUGUUGGAGUAACGAUCUGCCGUUUGCACACGAUGAAUUACGAAGAAGUAGGAUAUCUUUGAUAGAGUUCAACGCAGAAGAAAAACAAUAUUUGAUUACCCACUAGUUGCUGGAAGCGGAUCUGCUCAGAUGCAGCAGACCAGUGAUGUUUAGAGAGUUAGUUCGCACAAUAUCCACGCUUGGCAUUUGAGUCAGGUUUUAGGAGGAGUUGACUGUGAGGAUCUGAUCAUUUGAAAUAUCACCUUGACGCAGCUAGAAUCAUGUGCAGUAGGAGUUAAAUUAGCAAUCUAUCUGUGGGUUUAGUGGAGUAUUAUUUAAAAGGUGAGAUUGGAGGUUGUGUAAGUUCUUUCGUGGUUGUUGUGUGCCAUCUAGCUUCGUUGUGGAGACCGUUAUGAGGUAGUUCAGCUCACGGAGUACGAUAUUGAAAACUUUAGCUACUUUUCAAGAAGCUUAGUUGGUCGCGCAUCCAGCCUUUCACUGCAAAUGAGUCUGACUUUCAGAGCUGAUGAAUGCAACGAACUUCAGUCCAUGGAGAAUUGGUUAAAUGCGGGAACAAGCUGGAGCGAGCAUCAUGGAAUUGUGGACGUUGAGACCACCGCAAGCGCGCCGCUGUUCAACCAUAUUGCUGAAGCAUCCAGCACUAGAGGCAGUCCGGAAUCCUUGUUCGACGCCUUGAGGAAGGGGAAAGAAGAGAUUCCGACGCACACAACAUUUCUGAAGCUGGACACUGUGGAGCUGUGCAAGGAUAAUCCAGAUGCUGUGUUCAUGAAGGCCGGGAGCUCCAGUAUGGUGGGUUCGUCGUCGAACGAGGAAGAGGUUUCAGUGCUCACUAAUAUACUUCCGUCAUUUGGGGUGUCAGUGUCGACCAUGGCGGACCGGACUCCAAGUUUGGACGAACCGGUUUUGUGCGUGGAUGCGAAAAGUCCUCGGGAACCAUUGUCGCCAGGUGCUCUGCAGCUUAGAAAGUCUCCGAGUAGAGCAUCCACCAAACGCUCCUUCGUUGACGCAUCCGAAGCGUCGUGGAUGCCUGUCGCAGAUGCCCAGCAGAGUCGGACUCAACAUCCCGUAAAGCAGAAGCAACCCAAAAACGGGAUGCUUAGCCAGGAGGAAAUUCAGUCUCCCCCCGCAGCCAUUGCCUACGGUCCCCCAUUUGUUGGUAUGUCGACUUCAGGCGAGAUGGCUACCCUUGCGAUCCCGAAUCCAACGGCGUUCCUGCCCGGCAGUGCAGCAAAUGUCGCUCCACUUCUCUUCUCCACACCGCUGACGCUGCCUAACGUCCCCAGUAUGGAAGAGAUUGUGCAGUUGCGACCAAAGCGGCGCAACGUGCGAAUCUCUAAGGAUCCCCAAAGCGUCGCUGCCAGGCACCGACGGGAGCGCAUCAGCGACCGGGUCCGCGUACUGCAGCAUUUCGUACCGGGAGGCACAAAAAUGGACACCGCCUCCAUGCUUGAUGAAGCCAUUCACUACGUCAAAUUUCUGCAGCAGCAACUUCAGACGCUGGAGCGAAUCGGGAACAUGAGCGAUCCAAGGUUCAUGACGCAGCCAGGCGGUCCGAUGAUUUUGCCGCAAGUGGGAGCGUCCACUUCAAUGCGCCCGUUCGACUUAAACUGCGCGGUGUACCAAUCGAACCCAGCCACAACAAUGACACUACCCCCGUCCCACCAACAACCUCUUCCAUGGCCGAACACGAGGGUGUCAAACUCCUUCUGCAGCUCCUUUUUGGACUCUGCCCAAGAGCAGUUUUGCUACUAGGAGCCACUCAUCGCAUUCAUUUGGAUCGUUAGAACAAGGUUCUGAAGGCAAGACUCUUGCAGGAGGUGUGUGCAUGAGCUCGGAUCUGGAAAUAACGACCCAAGGUUACUGUUCAAACUAAUCGGAGGCCAAUUGAGGGAGAAUCUUAGUGGGUUCCGCUUGCGCUUGAGCCGAUCACCCACGGAGACCAUUGUGCAUUACCGUUUUGUAUCUUUACAAGUGCAUCACCAAGAACUUCGGCGGUUCUUCUCGGACUUGUGCCACAUCAACUUCAGCACUUGCCUAAACGGGAAAAGAGUGUUAAAAGGCCACGGAGAGCACUGAUGCUGAGGUAGUCAAUCCCGUCUCUUGCAGGAUUGGACCUCGGCAGCAAAUUCGUAAGUGCUAACUAGAAAUUUUGCUUAUGUUCCUUGUACAGUCGAUCGAUAGAUAGGUCGCAAAUUAUUCAAGCUUUCUGCAAAUACAUCUAGCUUCAAUCGGUUGGAGUAUACUGAAAGGGUUGGUUAGAUUAGAUAAGAUUUGUAUUUUUUGUUCGUCUUGUUCGAAUUCACAUGUGUUAUAUGUCUUGCAGUGACUGCAGAAUUUGGAGUGCGGCGUUGAGUCUCGUGUUUAGGUUAUAUUUGAUGCUUGUUAUGUUUUCUUCUGCUGAUUGUAGGGACGAGAACCGUAACUCUUAGAGGUUCAAUACUUGGUGUCGAUUAAUCCAUAGUACCAUAAUGCAGGAUUUCUAUUAGCCAAAUAGGAUGAGGUGGGCUGACCAGCUCCAUAGUUCCUGCAUUGUAAGGAUGCUACGAUUCGUGUUCACAUAGUUCACCACUAGUCUCCAGCUCUUGAUCCUCGUGUUAAAUGAUGAUAUUCUAGAUCCUUUGUUUGUACCUCGUGUUUGUAGAGGUCGAAUUGCUUGCACUGACGGUAGACGACUAGGAUGUGCACUGUUGUGAGUGCUAGAUUAAGUACAUAAUUCACACUAUCCACAAAUCACAUUUGUGAAAAAAUCAAGAAUCCGCACGAUGUUUUAGGUGAUCUCACGUGAUUUUUUUGGUUUUCA